Molecule: messenger RNA, 1253 nt
Organism: Raphanus sativus (radish)
Lineage: Eukaryota; Viridiplantae; Streptophyta; Magnoliopsida; Brassicales; Brassicaceae
Product: probable enoyl-CoA hydratase 2, mitochondrial
Exons: 7
Coding region: 152-1057 (301 amino acids)
Biological process (GO): fatty acid beta-oxidation
Cellular component (GO): mitochondrion
Molecular function (GO): enoyl-CoA hydratase activity
Source: RefSeq, a predicted model, not a curated record
AUCAGAUCGAAGAACUUUGGUUGGAUAAGCAUUGACCACUGUGGACUGACAGAACGGAAUGUUAAAGACUGUCACUUUCAAGGAAAAAAAAGAUUUCUAAAAAAAAAUCAAAACUUUGGGGGAGUGUUGACGAGUCAGAGACACGGUGAAGAUGAGCUUCGUCAAGUAUCUCCGCCGUGACAGUUUGCUCCAGUUAGCCGGAAAACGAUCUAUUAGCCGAAGGUGCAUGCUUCAGACAUGCCGGACUCUCAUCAUUGAAACCGCUCCGCCUGAAUCUGUCAAGCUUAACCGUCUCUCUGGUUCCGAUUCUGGGAUCGUCGAGGUCAAUCUAGACAGGCCUGUGGCCAAAAAUGCUAUUAAUAAGGAGAUGCUAAAAAGUCUCCAGAACACAUUUGAGACCAUACAGCAAGAUAGUUCCGCUAGAGUUGUCAUGAUUACAAGUCUCGUUCCUGGAGUUUUCUGUGCAGGUGCAGAUCUCAAGGAACGUAGAACGAUGACUCCAUCUGAGGUUCACACAUAUGUCAACUCGUUGCGCUACAUGUUCUCUUUCAUAGAGGCAUUGAGUAUCCCAACUAUUGCUGCAAUAGAAGGUGUGGCACUAGGAGGUGGACUCGAAAUGGCUUUAUCCUGUGAUCUUCGAAUCUCUGGUGAAAAUGCAGUAUUUGGUUUGCCUGAAACAGGACUCGCUGUAAUCCCUGGUGCUGGUGGAACACAAAGGCUCUCAAGGCUGGUUGGGAGAUCGGUUUCGAAGGAACUUAUAUUCACAGGUCGAAAGAUUGAUGCAAAAGAAGCUGCAAAUAAAGGGCUAGUGAACUUUUGUGUUACGGCGGGUGAGGCUCAUAUGAAAGCAAUGGAAGUGGCUCAGCAGAUAAAUGAGAAAGGUCCAGUGGCGAUAAAGAUGGCGAAGAAAGCGAUAGAUGAAGGAAUAGAGACGAAUAUGGCUUCAGGUUUGGAGCUAGAGGAGAUGUGUUAUCAGAAGCUUCUUAACACUCAAGAUCGUCUGGAAGGAUUAGCUGCGUUUGCUGAGAAGCGUAAGCCUCUUUACACUGGCAAGUGAAGCUCUCUUUUAGUUUCAAUAACCGGGGGAAGAGAUAAACCAUUGCAUUUAAAAUGUUAAGAACCGGGAUGGUUUAGGAUUAUAAUAAUGUGUAUGAUACAGAAAGCAAGGAAAAAAAAAACAUUUGAAUAUCACUCGUUGUAUUUGUGCAUUCAUUGACUUAAAUAAAAUUAAAGCUGAUGCAAGUUAAAAGCAA